UCGGACCGUGAGGCAGGAGGAGGCUACCGGGUGGAGCGCGCGUUUGAGUAUCAGUGCGCGCUGUCCUGGGCGCCGCCGAUUCACUGCGAAGGAAAGAGGGGCGGGCUGGAGCCUCCACAGCGCGGCUAUGACGUCCUCCCGGCCUUUCGAGGAGGGUCGCCCAUGAAAUACAACAAAGAUGGCAGUGUUGCCAUUACCAGUAAGCCAAGAGAGGCGAGUGAGUUCAAUGGUCAGCACUUUAUUUUGGAGGAAGCAAUUACAGGGGCUUUUGCUUUGGUGAAAACCUGGAAGGCGGACCGAGCAGGAAACGCGAUUUUCAGGAAAAGUGCAAGGAAUUUCAACUUGCCAACGUGCAAAGCUGCAGAAACCACAGUGGUAGAGGUUGAAGAAAUUGUGGAUAUUGGAGCAUUUGCUCCAGAAGACAUCCAUAUUCCUCAGAUUUAUGUACAUCGCCUUAUAAAGGGAGAGAAAUAUGAGAAAAGAAUUGAGCAUUUAUCAAUCCGGAAAGAGGGAGAUGAGGAAGCCGAAUCUGCUAACCCUGGAGAUGACGUAAGGGAAUGAAUCAUCAAGAGGGCCGCUCUUGAGUUUGAGGAUGGCAUGUAUGCUAAUUUGGGCAUAGGAAUCCCUCUCCUGGCCAGCAACUUUAUCAGCCCAAAUAUGACUGUUCGUCUUCAAAGUGAAAAUGGAGUCCUGGGUUUGGGUCCAUACCCAUGACAACAUGAAGCUAAUGCAGAUCUCAUCAAUGCAGGCAAGGAAACGGUUAUUAUUCUUCCAGGAGCCUCUUUUUUCUCCAGCGAUGAAUCAUUUGCAAUGAUUAGAGGGAGACAUGUGGAUCUGACAAUGCUAGGAGCGAUGCAGGUUUCCAAAUAUGGUGACCUGGCUAACUGGAUGAUACCUGGAAAGAUGGUGAAAGGAAUGGGAGGUGCUAUGAAUUUAGUGUCCAGUGCCAAAACCAAAGUGGUGGUCACCAUGGAGCAUUCUGCAAAGGGAAAUGCACAUAAAAUCAUGGAGAAAUGUACAUUACCAUUGACUGGAAAGCAAUGUGUCAACCACAUUAUUACUGAAAAGGCUGUGUUUGAUGUGGACAAGAAAAAAGGGCUGACUCUGAUUGAGCUCUGGGAAGGCCUGACAGUGGAUGACAUAGAGAAGAGUACUGGGUGUGAUUUUGCAGUUUCACCAAAACUCAUGCCAAUGCAGCAGAUCGCAAAUCGAAACAUGAGUAUUUGUACCAGGCUGCGUGUUUUUCAUUUUAAACACAUAGGAUUUAAUUGAAAGGACACCAAUAAUCAUAAUUGUGUAUUUAACAGGUGGUUUUUGAUUAGUUUUCUUCUAGGGUUUCAGACUUUAUGCAUCCAUAUAAACUGUUCUCUAGGCAUGCUGUGACAU
Messenger RNA from Chlorocebus sabaeus (green monkey), 1386 nucleotides. NCBI's taxonomy places the organism in Eukaryota, Metazoa, Chordata, Mammalia, Primates, Cercopithecidae. The record is from RefSeq and is a predicted model, not a curated record.